Messenger RNA from Colletotrichum truncatum, 297 nucleotides. RefSeq lists its product as uncharacterized. The record is from RefSeq and is a predicted model, not a curated record. NCBI's taxonomy places the organism in Eukaryota, Fungi, Ascomycota, Sordariomycetes, Glomerellales, Glomerellaceae.
AUGAUGCCACCGGUCGGCGAGGUGGCGCAAGACGCACGACAGACCCAUGGCAGAGCCUAUAGCAAAUGUCCCACGCCCUGCGGAUGGGGACAUUACCCGCGUGUUCCCAGGGAAGGUCCUGCACGCGCAGAACGGAUAGAUCUCCCCAGGGUGCCCCUUAUCUUUCAACCUUUCGGGCUAUUUGGACGGCUAAAGCUGUGUGCAGGAAGCUUUCCCCCCAUAGCUUCGUCGGCCUCCACUCGCGACCGCGUGUCACGGAGCUCUAAGCUUCAAUGUGAGGGCAUCACGUCAUGUUAG